This is a messenger RNA of Triplophysa rosa, 1411 nucleotides long. RefSeq names its product transcription factor HES-5-like. Gene Ontology annotation, cellular component: nucleus. Bases 289 to 759 code for a protein of 156 amino acids. The record is from RefSeq and is a predicted model, not a curated record. Gene Ontology annotation, molecular function: protein dimerization activity; RNA polymerase II cis-regulatory region sequence-specific DNA binding; DNA-binding transcription factor activity, RNA polymerase II-specific. Gene Ontology annotation, biological process: regulation of transcription by RNA polymerase II; regulation of neurogenesis; anterior/posterior pattern specification. The transcript is spliced from 2 exons. Lineage: Eukaryota; Metazoa; Chordata; Actinopteri; Cypriniformes; Nemacheilidae.
CUCUCUACAGGGUCGCACUUUCCCACAUUCACACAGUGAGUCUCUCCAUCAGCUCCAGUCGCCCCUCCACCUGCUGCCCUGACACACCAGCUUUGUGUCCUGAUAGAGGAUCAUUGAGCGUUCCUCAUUGUCUGUUCCAGCUCUUCCAUUGGCUAGAAAGUGUGAGAAAGUCCAGCGAGCUCAAGCUCCACACAUUCAUAUGGAGAUUUGGGAGUAUAAAUAGAGGAGCUGCAGGCAGUGCAAAUCAGACUCGCUCUACACAGAGAUCUACAGCACAGAGAUACAGACAUGACACCUACAAUCAUCUCAGACGAGCAUCUCCAUCUCAACAACAAGCUGAGAAAGCCAAUCGUGGAGAAGAUGCGUAGAGAUCGUAUCAACAGAAGCAUCGAGCAGCUCAAGGCUCUUCUGGAUCCACAGUUCCUCAAGCAGCAGUCUGAUUCCAAGCUGGAGAAAGCAGAUAUACUGGAGAUGACAGUCAGCUUCCUGACACACCAGCAGUCUGUUCUGGACUCCAGUUCACAUGCUGUCAAUCAAGGCUUCUCCAGGUGUGUCCACGACAUUGUGCACUUUCUGUCCGAACAUGACACACAGAAGACACAGAGCCAGAGAAGACUGCUGGAGCACUUCCAGAACCUGCAGACACCAUCUGAACAGAUCAGGAGAGAAAGUGUCCUGCCUCCGCUGAGCUCCACACACCACCACACCUUCAACAAAGAGAUGAAUGUCAACAAGAGCGCCAUCUGGAGGCCCUGGUAGACACCUACAACUACCAACAUAACAUUGAAAGUCUACAUUAGACAUUUGGACAUUUGUUUUCCUAUUUUGGAGAAAAAGUAUUUUUCGUUUAUGGAACGUUGUUCUUAAUUGACCAUAUUGGUCAUAAAUAUCUGUAAAGCUGUCAUGCCAGAUAUUUGUUUUGACAAAUUAUUCAGCUUACAAUAAGCUUUUCAUUACUUUCAAAUGUGAAAGAUUAUUUCUAUAGUCUGAGCAAUAUGUUGUUCGUCUUUUUUUGUGUGUGGCCAAGAGUUGGCUUGUAUUCUACAUUUAGAGCAAGAUCUAUGAUCGAGUUUUGUCAAUUGUAUGCACAAGAAGUUCAAACCCAUUUGGGGUUGUUGUAUUAGUGUUUCUAAAGAAAUAUUGCAAAUUAUAAGAUCUCAAUUCCUAGAGAUUUUAAAGCUCUUGCUUCAAUUUUCUUGAAGUCAUACUUUUGUAUGUGCACACUUGUGUAUAUACUUCUGUACUAUGUAUUAUUGAACUGUCUUUUAUAAAGACACCUUCCAUAGGCAUCAUGAAAACCUUUUCACUGUAAAUGUGAAACUUUGUUUCCUUCUGUGAAGGCACUCAUUUUAACUUUUUUUUUCUUUUAAGGCCAUUGAAUGUAUUUCAAUCAGUCUGUGGCGAAAUAAAA